Molecule: messenger RNA, 1236 nt
Organism: Euleptes europaea (tarantolino)
Lineage: Eukaryota; Metazoa; Chordata; Lepidosauria; Squamata; Sphaerodactylidae
Product: vomeronasal type-2 receptor 26-like
Exons: 3
Coding region: 1-1236 (411 amino acids)
Biological process (GO): G protein-coupled receptor signaling pathway
Cellular component (GO): membrane
Molecular function (GO): G protein-coupled receptor activity
Source: RefSeq, a predicted model, not a curated record
AUGGGAGCUCGAUAUGACAUCAUGAACAUGGUCAUUUCCCCAAACAAAUCCUUUCAUAAGAUGAAAGUUGGAAGUGUGGAUCCUCAUGCUAUUGAAGGACAACAGUUCAUCAUCUACAAGGAUAUCAUAGUUUGGCAAAGAGCCUUUAACCAGCUGGUGAACAAUAAAAUCAUAUCUAAUCCAUGCUAUAUUAAACUCUAUGGUCAGGUGCUGCCCAUUUCUCUAUGUAAUGACUACUGCCAUCCUGGUUAUCAGAAGAAAAAGAAGGAAGGGAAGAAAUUUUGCUGCUACGAUUGUGUCCCAUGUCCAGAAGGGAAAAUGUCAAGCCAAAGGGACAUGGAGGACUGUAUCAAAUGUCCAGAAGAUCAAUAUCCUAGCAAGGAACAAGAUGGCUGCAUUCCCAAGAUAAUAAGUUUUCUGUCUUAUGAGGAACCUUUAGGGAUCAGUUUAGCCUUGUUUGCAGGUGCCUUUUCCCUGAUCACAUCCUUUGUUCUGGGAACUUUCAUUAAACACAAAGAUACUCCCAUAGUCAAAGCCAACAACCGGAGCCUCACCUAUACUCUUCUAAUCUCCCUCCUGCUCUGCUUCCUCUGUUCUUUGCUUUUCCUUGGGCAGCCGAAAAAGGUGACUUGUCUUUUCCGGCAAUCUGCAUUUGCCAUCAUCUUCUCAGUGGCUGUUUCUUGUGUGUUGGCUAAAACCAUCACAGUGAUUCAAGUUUUCAUGGCCACCAAGCCAGGAUCUAGCAUGAGGAAAUGGAUGGGGGGAAAGCUGGCCAACUCCAUUGUUAUUUCCUGUUCCCUUAUUCAAGGAGGCAUUUGCAUAGUGUGGCUAGGAACUUCUCCCCCUUCCCCUGAUUUGGACAUGAAGACCUUUAAUGAAAAGAUUGUACUAGAAUGUAAUGAAGGUUCCAUAGUGAUGUUCUACAUUGUCCUGGGCUACAUGGGACUUCUCUCCAUCAUCAGCUUCACUGUGGCUUUCCUAGCCAGGAAGUUGCCUGACACCUUUAAUGAAGCCAAAUUCAUCACCUUCAGCAUGUUGGUAUUCUGCAGUGUUUGGGUGUCUUUUGUUCCAACCUACCUGAGUACCAAAGGGAAAUCCAUGGUGGCCGUGGAGCUCUUUUCUAUCUUGGCUUCUAAUGCUGGGUUAUUGAUUUGUAUCUUUUCUCCAAAAUGCUAUAUUAUUUUGCUGAGGCCUGACUUGAACAACAAGAGGCAAUUGAUGAGGAGAAAGCAAUAA